Molecule: messenger RNA, 2484 nt
Organism: Musa acuminata subsp. malaccensis (wild Malaysian banana)
Lineage: Eukaryota; Viridiplantae; Streptophyta; Magnoliopsida; Zingiberales; Musaceae
Product: calcium-dependent protein kinase 24
Biological process (GO): peptidyl-serine phosphorylation; protein autophosphorylation; intracellular signal transduction
Cellular component (GO): nucleus; cytoplasm
Molecular function (GO): calmodulin binding; calcium-dependent protein serine/threonine kinase activity; calcium ion binding
Source: RefSeq, a predicted model, not a curated record
UGUGAGCACAAAUUGACUUCAGUUCUUCCCAUCAAACUUUUUCUCAGUUUUCCCGUGGGCUACUCUGCAAACACAGAGAGAGAGAGAGAGAGAGGUGCAAAAAGAGAAACAUUCUUGUAUUGUUUACGUUUUCCUAUCUAUAGGAGCAGAGGUGACCUGGUCUCCUUUUUGUGUUCUCAACCCUUGGUCUUUCACCUGCAAGUCCAUCGCUCUCUCUGCUUCUCCCUUAUUCUUCACCACAACACUGCAAAAAAUCUCGUGAACUACGAAAUGUGGAACUCUAAAUCGCAACUUCUCCCUCCUCCGGCAAGAAGCCUCUACCCUCAUCCCUGAAAGCUGGCUCAUCGUCCAAGAAAUCCAAUCCAGAAACCAGAAAGAAGCAAUCUUUGUCAGGCGAAGCACCUAAAAAUCCAGUCUUUCUUGCGACCGGCGAGAAGUCUCCGCCCUCAGCCCUGAAAGCUAGCUCAUCGUCCAAGAAACCCAUUACAGAAACCAGAAAGAAGCAAUCUUUGUCAGGCGAAGCACCUAAAAAUCCAGUUUUUCUUGCGACCGGCACGAAGCCUCGGCCCUCAUCCCUGAAAGCUAGCUCAUCGACCAAGAAAUCCAUUUCAGAAACCAGAAAGAAGCAAUCUUUGUCAGGAUAAGCACCUGAAAAUCCAGUUUUUCUUGCGAAAGCGCAAGAUCGCAUAUUUCGUUCACUAUCCAUGGAUCAAUCCUCAUCCCUCCCUCCCCACCACUCCUCGAAGCCCUCCUCGGUCCUCCCUUACAAGACGCCCAAUGUUCGCGACCAUUACCGUGUGGGGAAGAAGCUCGGGCAGGGGCAGUUCGGCACGACGUAUCUCUGCGUCGAUAAGGCCAGUGGCAAGGAGUACGCCUGCAAGUCCAUCCCCAAGCGCAAGCUCCUCUGCCGCGAGGACUACGAGGACGUCUGGCGUGAGAUCCAGAUCAUGCACCAUCUCUCGGAGCACCCCAAUGUCGUCAGGAUAAAGGAUACCUACGAGGACCCUCUGUUCGUGCACCUGGUGAUGGAGCUCUGUGCCGGCGGGGAGCUCUUCGAUAGGAUCAUCCAGAAGGGGCACUACAGCGAAAGGAAGGCGGCGCAGCUGAUCAAGACUAUUGUGGGAGUGGUGGAGGGGUGCCACUCGCUAGGGGUGAUGCAUCGAGAUCUGAAGCCGGAAAAUUUCUUGUUUGCAAGCCAGGAUGAGGAUGCUGCUCUCAGAGCGACGGAUUUCGGGCUGUCCGUGUUCUACAAACCAGGUGACACAUUUUCUGAUGUUGUCGGGAGCCCAUAUUAUGUUGCACCUGAGGUAUUGCGGAAAUACUAUGGUCCAGAAGCAGACGUGUGGAGCGCAGGUGUCAUUUUAUAUAUUUUGUUGAGUGGGGUGCCACCUUUUUGGGCAGAGACUGAAGCAGGGAUCUUCAGAGAGAUUCUACAAGGCCAUUUAGACUUUGAAUCAGAACCAUGGCCUUGCAUUUCUGAUAGUGCUAAAGACUUGAUACGGAAUAUGCUCAACAGGAAUCCAAAGAAAAGAUUUACUGCUCAUCAAGUACUUUGCCACCCAUGGAUUGUUGAUGACAGAGUUGCACCAGAUAAACCACUGGAUUCUGCUGUCUUAUCUCGCCUGAAGCAGUUCUCAGCAAUGAACAAACUCAAGAAGAUGGCCUUGAAGGUCAUUGCUGAAAGCCUAUCGGAAGAAGAGAUUGGUGGCUUGAAGGAACUGUUCAAAAUGAUUGAUACAGACAAUAGUGGGACAAUAACAUUUGACGAACUCAAAGAUGGUAUGAGAAGAGUGGGUUCUGAACUGAUGGAAUCUGAAAUCCAAGCACUUAUGAAUGCGGCAGACAUAGACAACAGUGGCACCAUAGAUUACGGUGAAUUCCUCGCGGCGACAUUGCACAUGAACAAGCUGGAGAGGGAAGAGAACUUAGUGUCGGCAUUCUCUUUUUUCGAUAAAGAUGGAAGUGGCUACAUCACUGUCGAUGAACUCUCACAAGCUUGCAGAGAAUUUGGUCUCGACGAUGUUCAUCUUGAUGAUAUGAUUAAAGAGAUCGAUCAAGACAACGAUGGACAAAUAGAUUACAACGAAUUUGCCGCUAUGAUGAGAAAGGGCAAUGGAGAAAUUGGAAGGAGGACCAUGCGAAACAGUCUGAGAAUCAACCUGGGUGAUGCCCUCAAGAUCACUGAACGCUAGCACGGUGCCUACCGAAAAUGUAAAAGCUGGGAGUUCCAUUUUGGAAGAUGAUUCCAUUAUCACAUGAAUGAUAUUGUUCAUGCAAUCCGGACAUGUUUAAGGUUAUUGUGCCGGUAAUGUCCCGACUUUGAUAAUUAGUUUUGCAGUACUGUUCUCUAUAUGAACCUCUAUAUGCUCUUUGUCUUGCAUAAGAGUUCAUACUUUCAGAAUAAAUUUGCAGAAAGCAGCUCGAUUACAAGACACCGAUCAUGUAAAGAUCUUAACUAUCGAUAGGAAAAUCCCGAAUUCAUCA